CUCUUCACAAUAAAAAAAUACCUGACGCGUAUGUUAAUCACGAGCGAGGUAAUAAAAAUAGUGACAAAGAGAUGACAGGAAAUGUAAGUUAAGCCUCAAAGUGUGCCAGUGUACCGUACACUUUAAAUACUCCACUAGAGGGUUAAAAAAUAAUCUAACUGUAAAAGAGAAAUGCAAAUCCUCGCUCCGAUACACGAUUAAUUGAUUAAAUGAUUAGCGAUUCGUUUCUACGGCAAUUCGUUAUCACUUUCAAGAGCGACCGCCAUAUGCCAGAUUAUCACCCACUCUAUUUCUCCAAGUAUUUUUACACUUUUAUUCCAAGCCCCGUUCAAAUCGCGUAAGUAAAAGUCACAAUAUUUUUUUAUGUUUAUUUAAAAUAAUUUUUUAUUCAGUUGGACAAAAGUCAGUACGUAAUAAGGGGGUAGAUGAUUAAAAAUUAAUUACGAUCGAAACAUUGAGGUGGUUUGUUGGAAUAAAAGCCAGUGAAAUCGUGCAGGAAACCUCUAAUCCCAAAACGAGGCGUCUACUUAUUUUUUCGACGUAUGGCACGCGCUUAUAAACGUAUGAACAUGGAUAUAGAGUACGAUAGGAGGGAUAUAUAUAUGUAUAUAUGUGAAUAUAUGUGUGUGUAUGGAUGUAUGUAUGUAUAGAAAAACUAGGACCCCUCUGUAGACUGCGUGAUGCCGAUUACAGGGUAAAACUCUCGCUGCUUACGGGUACCCCAACGGUAGUUGAUUAUGGAGGGGGGUAGCGUACUAUAAACUACCCUCGAGCUACUCGUGUAUAUAUAUAUUCCUCGAGAGACCCUUAGCACAUGCAGUGACGAGUUGUACCCCGAGUUUAUCGGUUCGUUGUCAGCUACCAGUGAUUUUGAUCUAGAGUAUACGCGGUAUUACUAUUUUUAGUGCUGUGUCGAUUGUUGAUAAUGUCUUCAGAGUAUUCAUACUGCAGUGAAAACGGUUUUGAUGAAUUAUCAAGCUCAUCAGAUUCCGGAUUUGAUGUUAGUUUUGAAUCACCGAAACAUGAAAUUAAUUCGGUAGUUGAUUCAUUAUUUCCGGCGAUCAAAGAAGAGAAGAAAAAGAAAACUAGAAAUACGCGGUGUAAAAGUCCGACACAGGUAUUAAAAUUAAAAAGAAACCGCAGAAUGAAAGCAAACGACCGCGAACGUCACCGAAUGCACACAUUAAAUGACGCCUUAGAAAGAUUGCGCAUGGCCCUGCCCACAUUUCCCGAGGACACAAAAUUAACCAAAAUCGAAACCCUGAGAUUUGCCCACAACUACAUCUGGGCCCUGUCCCAGACCCUGGGAAACACCGACGCCGGAGAAAUAACCGUCAACGUCGGGAACGUCACCGUCAGUAUCAGCGAUAACGGCAACAUGAUAACGUCAUCAACCGGGAGCUGUGCAGUGGCCGCUCAGAAACGUCUUGGCCCCAGUCACCCCGCGUUUCCUUACCCUCAAGAGCGAUUCGUACCCGAGUGGCAGGAGUACGACUGCUACAGCGACCAGAGUGUCAGCCCUCCGGUCCAGUACCAGACCCAGUGCUACGAUCAGUCCAUGUACUCAGUCCCUCAUCACCAAAUAAACCAAUCGCAUUUCAACGGCCAUCAUACCAACAUGUAUCAGUGUCUCUGAGUUUAAAUUGUGAUGAACUGAUGAUGAAUGUGCAGUUUUUGUCUUAACAUAUUUAAUAAUGUCCAUGUUAUCUACUUUGUAAGAGAUUAUUUUAUUUAUAUACAUCAUAAAUAUGAAUAUUAAUAAUUAGAUUUAAUUAAUAAUUAAUUUUUACUGAUCAACUAAAGUUCAAAUUUAUCA
Molecule: messenger RNA, 1816 nt
Organism: Microplitis mediator
Lineage: Eukaryota; Metazoa; Arthropoda; Insecta; Hymenoptera; Braconidae
Gene: tap
Product: helix-loop-helix protein ngn-1-like
Exons: 3
Coding region: 926-1636 (236 amino acids)
Molecular function (GO): protein dimerization activity
Source: RefSeq, a predicted model, not a curated record